UUGACAGCUCCGGGACCGGCCUGGCCUGCGACUCGGUGAUUUGGAGCAUGUGAAGAGACUCUGAGUCUUGAUGAGUUCCAGUAUGUGGUAUAUUAUGCAGAGCAUUCAGAGCAAAUACUCUCUCUCAGAGCGCUUGAUCCGGACGAUCGCUGCCAUUCGUUCCUUCCCACACGAUAAUGUAGAGGAUCUCAUCAGAGGGGGAGCAGAUGUGAAUUGUACUCAUGGGACACUGAAGCCCCUGCAUUGUGCCUGCAUGGUCUCAGACGCUGACUGUGUGGAGUUACUCCUGGAAAAAGGAGCUGAGGUCAAUGCCCUGGACGGCUACAAUCGCACGGCCCUCCACUAUGCCGCUGAGAAAGAUGAGGCCUGUGUGGAAGUCCUGCUGGAGUAUGGAGCGAACCCCAACGCCCUGGAUGGCAACCGGGAUACCCCACUGCACUGGGCAGCCUUUAAGAACAACGCCGAGUGUGUGCGGGCCCUCCUGGAGAGCGGAGCCUCUGUCAACGCCCGGGAUUACAACAACGACACCCCGCUCAGCUGGGCCGCCAUGAAGGGGAACCUGGAGAGCGUCAGUGUCCUCCUGGACUAUGGUGCAGAGGCCAAGGUCAUCAACCUGAAAGGCCAGACGCCCAUCUCCCGCUUGGUAGCUCUACUCGUCAGGGGACUGGGAACAGAGAAGGAGGACUCUUGCUUCGAGCUCCUCCACAGAGCCGUGGGACACUUCGACUUAAGGAAAAAUGGCAUCAUGCCCCGAGAAGUGGCCAGAGACCAGCAGCUCUGUGAGAAACUGACUGUCCUGUGCUCGGUCCCAGGGACCCUAAAGACACUGUCCCGCUAUGCUGUGCGCCGGAGCCUGGGCCUCCAGUACCUGCCAGACGCAGUGAAGGGCCUUCCACUGCCAGCCUCUCUGAAGGAGUACCUGCUGCUUCUAGAAUAGCCUGGAAGGACGCUCGUGCCAUCAGCUCUCAGUGAGGGUCCCCUGAGUCCCAUCUCCGUCUUGGAAAACCAGAAACGUGGAUGUUCUCGAAUGGUUUACAUUCAACACAUCACAACCGUACCCACCGCACCAUCUCUCCUCCCCAAACCAAGCAACCAAACAAAAGAAAUCCCUCACUUUGGUUUUCUGUUGAUUGCUUUUUAUAUUGUAUCCUGCAAAGGAAUAGGUUCCUCCCCAUUUCCUCCUCUUCCCCUUCGGGGAAAAUGUCAGUAGUGCAGCUAAAUUUCUCUAGGAAAAUGAAAUACUUUGAAAAUGUGAGUUUGGUUUUCCUUUGGAGACAUGAGUAACAUUUCGGAACACUCCCUCUACAAGCAUUUUAAUUGAUCUGUGAGAAAAUGGGAGAAUCCAGUUAGUAGUUGCAGCCCAAAGAGGGAGCCCCUACCCCUCAAAGGUGCGCUUUCAAAAUUGGACUGACUCUAGCGCCACACAUCAUGGUAAUCCCCUCUUUUCCAUGGGUGUGCCCGAGGGUUACAGCAGUCACUCGACAAUUUCAAAAAGAGAGCAAUCGUCUUGCUGUUUUCCUUAGAGAUAGGUUUGAAGCAGCCCUGAGACUACACAUAUUUAGAACUUCUGAUAUAGUUACUUCUCUUCAUAAUGCAAUACAUUUCUUGUAUUGCAUAUUGAAGAUGUGUGCUAGAUAAGACAGAUAGUCUGGGCUGUCUUUUUCCCAGGUGUCAUCUUCAUUACUUAUGGUAAGUUCAUUUUGCUAAGAGUUUGGAGUUACGUUUCUUUCAGUUAUUUUGGAAUCUUUGUUUUCACUGAUUUAUAUGCAUGGUAAAGAGGGUGGAGUUGGGGAGAGGGAGAAAAGCAUUUAAUGAGCUUCUUUUGAGAUGGCCUGCUUACCCAAAAGAUUAGUUUUAGUGAACACAAAAAUACUCUUCCUUUUCAUGUUCUUAAAUUAGAUCAAGUUGUUAUUGCUCUUAAGUGAUCUAUAUGCAAAUUUGAAGUCUUUUCCAAAAAAUUGACUAGGAAAUAUAUUUUAAAAAGAAUCUGCUGACAGCGAAUUUGGAAAGUGUGUUUCCUCUUGCCCUUUGAUGUUGGUGUUUUUGCUCACUUUUAAAAAUAGAAAUAAAUAGUUCUAAAAGCAA
Suncus etruscus (white-toothed pygmy shrew) is the source of this 2085-nucleotide messenger RNA. RefSeq names its product ankyrin repeat and SOCS box containing 8 (gene ASB8). The record is from RefSeq and is a predicted model, not a curated record. The coding region runs from base 71 to 937 and encodes 288 amino acids. Gene Ontology annotation, biological process: intracellular signal transduction. NCBI's taxonomy places the organism in Eukaryota, Metazoa, Chordata, Mammalia, Eulipotyphla, Soricidae. The transcript has 4 exons. Gene Ontology annotation, molecular function: protein binding.